UGUUCAAAUGAUUUAAUUCAAAGUUCAUUUAGCAAAUGUGUAUCGCUUAUAAAUCAGUUCAUUCUCGUGUCCUAAGCUUAUUUGCUGGGUCUUUUGUUCCCGGAGAUUGUUGACUGGUUGCAUUAAUGUGUUUUUUUAUGUAAUAAGGAUGGCUAACGGAUGUGCAGUAAAUGCUCGAGCAGUUCUUCAGCAGUGUUUACAUGCUAAACUACAGGUGAAACCCGCCGAUGAGGAAAGUGAAGCUCGGUUUGUUGAGAUUAACCGUGGAAUGGUCAUCUACAUUUGCUUCUUCAAAGGUGCAACCGAAGAUAUGAUUCCCAAAAUGGUGAACAGCCUCCUAAACAUGAAGCUAAGUGAAACAGAAUCUGGAAAAUAUACUUCAGUUCUUGAUCUGCCUGGUAGUGUCCUCAUUGUACCUCAAGCAACCCUAGGAGGGAAGGCUAAGGGUAAAGUCAUGCAGUAUCAUGGUAACAUCAGAAAAGAGGAUGGGCAGAAACUCUAUGCCAGCUUUGUUGAUAACUGUCAGAAGGAGGUGUGUUCAUCAAGUAAAUGCUGUGAGGCUGGGACAGAAGUUAAAUAUGGAACCUACGGCAACAGACAGGUCCUGAAGCUGGACACGAAUGGACCUUAUACACAUUUAUUGGAGUUUUAAGAGUUUGAUGUGUGUAUUAGAUAGACAAAUAAAAAGGACCAUUUAUUUAAUUAAAUAUUUUGAAAUAAAAACAUACUUUUGUUUA
Trichomycterus rosablanca is the source of this 737-nucleotide messenger RNA. RefSeq names its product D-aminoacyl-tRNA deacylase 2-like. Gene Ontology annotation, cellular component: cytoplasm. The transcript has 3 exons. The record is from RefSeq and is a predicted model, not a curated record. The coding region runs from base 149 to 652 and encodes 167 amino acids. Gene Ontology annotation, biological process: tRNA metabolic process. NCBI's taxonomy places the organism in Eukaryota, Metazoa, Chordata, Actinopteri, Siluriformes, Trichomycteridae. Gene Ontology annotation, molecular function: D-tyrosyl-tRNA(Tyr) deacylase activity.